AUGCUAUGCAUUGAAUUGUCUAGUCUUUCAAUUGAGACAUCGAAGAGUUGUCAUAUUUCGAUUUUGAUAUCGCUUGUUGUGUGAGUGCCUAUACUUUAAGGGUUUGAAGACAAGACUAGUCCAUGCAUGAAGUUAACCUCAUCGGGUCGCAGAUGCACGUAGCCUCAUUUGAACAAGGCCAUUUCGAGAACUUCAGAACUUCAGAACUUCAGAACUUCAGAUCCUUGAUUCAACAUCUGCGACGACUCAAAAUUUCUAAGCAUUCAAUUCCGUGUGGCUCUCACCGUCUAUAUUUACGGUCCACGCUCAGCCUUAAUAGUCACUUAAAAUCAAUACACACCAUUUAUUCUCCUCCUUUUGUUGACGGUCUAAUAUCCACUUGGGUUGAAAUAGCGCUGGCCCGGCAGAGCGGUACUAGCCAUAAGGCUAUAUUAAAUAGUCAAUAGGAUAUAGACUAAGGGACGACGCCAGAUCACUAAGAAUUGUCACAAAUCAGAGUCUUUCGCUCCUACCUCCCUGCGUCAUACAAUGUUCGUCCCUCUAACACUCUCAUUAAACAAUUGGCUCUAACAUUAAGUCUUUAGGACUCGACCGCAUACACAAUAUGAUUCAAAUGAUGGAAGACGUUCCCCUCGAGAUCGUUCUCCUGUAGAGCGGUCUCCAAGACGAUAUCUCGACAGUCGCGACUCGGAUACAUACCGAGGUGCUGCGCGUGGAGGAGAAAGGCGACGAUCACCAUCGAAUUCCAGAGCGAAUACUGCUGCAUUUAACCACAACCAAAAUCGAGAACUUUUUUCAGAUAGACAUAUACCUCCGCGGGAUACAAAUCGAGAUACAUCCUUACGUGAUCCUCCUCGCGGGCCAAGGGCUGGUUCGAAAAGCUAUAUCGAUCCCCCGAGCGGUCCUCGUGGCAAUAGUUUUGGCGAUGGGUAUCGAGGCGAUUUCGGAUAUCGAGGUGAGUUUAGAGGUGGCAGAGGUCGUGGUCGUGGAAGAGGUAGCUGGCGGGAUGAAAGCAGAGAUCGUGACCGAGAUCGGGAUCGAGACCGUGGCCGGGAAGUCGAGCGAGAGAGGGACUAUAGAGAUAUGCGAAGAGAUACUAGACCCUUGGUUCCGUUUCGCGAUGAUCGAAGCCGUGAUCGAGAAUGGGGCGGCCGGGACAGCUUCAAAGGAAGAAGGCCUUCUUCACCUAUUGGAAGAGGAAGAUCUCCUAAUUACAAUAGUAGAGAUAAUCGUGAUGCGCCCUCAAGCCUGGAUCUAGAUCGUGCUAGAAGAGGUUCGCGAGACGCUCCGAUGUCUGUUACCUCGCCUUCUUCUGAGUCAGCUCAACCGUUUGUGCAUGGCUAUGGUAGGGCUAGGGGAAGUGGAAUAGGACGUGGACGUGGUAGAACUUAUUACGAUGAACCCUACCAUCGACCUCAAGUCCGUAGUAGGUCUCCAGAGCCAAACUUUCCUCGCAGAUCUCAACCUUCAGCUAGUAAGUUCCAUGACCUCGAUCAUUUUCCUUUCUUUUAUCCUCGCGUGGUCCUGGUUUCCGUCUACGUACAAGGCACAUGCGUGCCUUUCAAUGAGACGCUGACUCUACAUAGCACCCCCUCCCCAAGUGCCCGCAUUUGGAUCAACUGGAGCAUCAGCCUCGGUCAGCCAAAGUCCUGUCCCAGGGGUAUCAGUCCCAACCGCGCCCCGUUUCCAUGCCGGCCGUGGAGCUCCAAGUAAUCACUACAUUUCUGCAAAGUCUACUAUGCCACAAUCUAUUGAGAAUCCGCCGUCAGAUGCCAGAUCGGAAACACAGAUUGCUGCAACACCCGAACAUAAAUUUGAUGAUGGAGCACGAGUGAAUGAACGACGUCGCCAGCGAAAACCCAUUUUUGGUAGACGCCCACCCAAGAUUCCGAUUACUGAUGACUAUUCCGAUUCUGAUUUAGAUCCCUUCAAUGAUGAUGAUCCAGAGGACGAAAUCAAUUUCGAGAGUGAAUUGGCGGAAGUUCAACGUAGUAUGAACGAUACUCGCAACAGGCCCGACCUGCCUCCACUUGACCAGUUCUUUAUUGUUAAUUCAUUCAAAGAUCUACCUCUAGUCCCAGAUGCACGAGACGGUUCCGGCGAGUUGAAAGAGUGCAUUCCUCCAGAAGGUUUGACUGAUAAGCCUGAUACAACGAUGGAGGGCGCACUGGAGCCCGAGCCUGAGCCUGAACAUAACCCCGCAUCUCAGCAAGGGCUUGUCGUGGUGCCGGAAUUGACACUCAAUAUAGAUCCAGCUGAACGUAAAUGUCUUGAUAGUGAAAAUCCUACUUUUGCUGUGUUGCCACCUGGGACACCAUCCGCCCUAGCGACUACUACCGAAGCCAGAGAAUCUGAGGGAUCGCAACACCCCACGCGCCAGCUUCAAGCGACUGAUUCUGAGAAGCUGGCUAUGCUCUCCGAAGGUCUCCCAGCACAAUCCGCGGCACCUGUCAAAGACUCCAAUGUCUUCAAUGAUGUUAUUGCAAAGGAUCCCAUAACCAAUGAAACUCCAUCUACGCCAGCAAUUCCUCAUCACGCAUCACCGCCGCCUGCAAGCAGUCAAUUGCCUUUGGAAAGCGAUUCCCGAAUUUCGACCAGGAUGGUGGAAAAUGGUGGUGACGUUCCACCCCAUCACAUUACUACAGAACCGGAUGUAGUAUUUGCCAAAGACCAGUCUAUUGAAGAAAGUAGUACCAAAGCUGGUGCUUUUGAAGGAGUUUCUCCAAAAGGUGAUGCAUCCAAGGAUUUUGAAAUCCCCGCUAUUCAACCUGCCACAAUCGAUCCUGCAGACAUCCAGCCUUCUAUAACCAAGUCAUCACUACUUCAGAGCACUGGACUUGAGACUAGCGAUUCCCAAAAAUUCAAUCAAGAUACUACUAGCUUAGAGCCUCAAUCCCUUGGCGUGGAGAUUUCAGAUUUAGAGAGACCAGCCCAGUCACUGGAAGACCAUUCGAAGCAUAUUUUGGAACCUCAUGUAGAGGGGACGAUCGUGGGAACUCAUGCAGAUUCACCACUGCCCGUGUCAGACGGAGCAUCCAAGUUUGAUUCUGAGAAGGUUGAGAUAUCGGAACCCAAACCCCUGCGUAAUCAUCCACCAUCUAUCGACCCUAUCGAUACCGAGAUUUUGCCAGACGCUCAAGCAUUUGAAGAUGAUUCCUUGAUUAGCCCAAGAACUACAGGCCCCGUUCCAAGAUUGGUGCCUGAAGAUACGAUUGACGAUCAUCAGAUGGAAGGUGUAGUCCCAGAGGCAUGCGGAGGGGAUCGAUCUAUGAAUUUGGAUAUUGGUAAUGAUAACGUUGCGCAUUCCGAAGGGGGGGUCUACCAUAGUCGAGGAGAAUUAGCCGAAGCUUUUGAUUAUGUACGACAACAGAUAUCGUCACCAGUACCACAAGCACCAGAACUUACUAUGGAAGUUCCCGAAGAAAGUGAUGAUGACGAAGAUGAAGCUGAACAGGCCGGAUUCGAACUUCUCCGUCAAAAACUUGUUCAACAAGAAGCUGCUCUUGAAGAGGAUCGCCAGUUUAAACUUCUUGAAUCUGUUAAGCACCCCAGGGAUACGAAGACACCUCCUCCAGAAACCUUACCUAUAUUUGAUUAUAACAAAUGGGAUGAGGAUCCCGAGUUUUUGAACUCCCUCGAAGUUGAUGCAAAUGCUGAAUCUUCUCUUACGAGACUUAUAGAGGAAAAAAUGGCGCAAAGAUGGACGGAACAACAAGAAGAGGGCAAAUCGUGGUCGGAGAGUUAUAUCGAGUACCGUAGGUUUACUGAUAUGGAUAUGGAUCCAAUCGCUGUGCGCAGUAGAGAAAUAUUUAGUAAGGCCCAGAAAGGAGAGGCUGAAGAAUUGGCCGAAAGAGGCAAAUCGGCGACUGGCUUAGAUCUCAAAGCAGAGGGCCAGCGUCGCACUGGGAGUAGGUUUGCGACGGAUCAUGAUAUUGAACGUGUGCUUCGUGAAUCUGAGCGUGAAGCUAAAGAAUCGAAAGAGCAGCAAGAACAAGAUGCCAGGGAAGAGACGGCAAAUACCAAGGAAGCGACUAUCCCGGACAUGUGUUGGGAUGAAGAAUAUAAGGAAAGUAUGUUUUUGGAUACUACACACAGGGUUCCUUUUGAACGAUCGUUCCGUAUGCUCGAGUUUGGAGAGUCCAUAGAUAAUUUUACGGAGGAAGAGGCUCAGAUUUUCCAAGAAAAGUAUCACAAUUUCGCCAAGCAGUUUUCUAUUAUUGCACAAUCCCUUCCGCAUCGCGAUUACCAGGCCUGCAUUCAACACUAUUAUAUUGUCAAAACAACAGAUGAGUGGAAGGCAGUUUUCAAGUCGAAAAAGAACCAAGUUAAAACCGGCAGAAGGAAAGGAGCGAAAAAAUCUAGCGCCCUCAUUACCAAUAUUGAGAACGGAGGUGGUAAUGAAACAGAGGCCACGCCAGAUGUGGAGAAUGGAAAUGAACGUCGUCGACCUAGGAGAGCUGCUGCUCCAACUUGGAAUUUUGAAGCACCACCGCCUACCACAGACAACGAAGGUGCUAGCCCGGCACCAACCCCGGCGAAGAAAGUCGCUACUCCGAAAGGAGACACAAAUGGCGAAUCAGCGCCAACCAAGAGAAAGGCCAAAACUCCUCGAGAAAAGGCUCCAAAGCAGCCCAAGGCCGGUCAACUUUUAGCGGCUGCCCCUUCUCCUGCGAGUCGUAAUGGUGAAUCGCCAAAUCCUCCUUCGUCAACUGCUGCGCCAGAGCCAACACCGAUCAGGCCUCCCGUUGCCACCACUCGCUACGCUCCAUACGAUGCUCUUAUUCCUCACCAGAUCCCAACAUUUCCACCUCAAUUUUUGCCACCUGAGGGACCUGUACCAACUAAUCUAGAGGUGCCAGUUGCACCUGAACGCAUUGGCUCUGCCCCUCCAACAGGUGGCGAGUCCCAGCCUGAUCGUCGUUCCGCUGUUCAACAACAAACUUCUAGCUACUGGAGUGUCCCGGAAGUGGGUGAUUUUCCUGGACUCCUACGACACUUUGGCACAAAUUGGGCUGGAAUUGCAAAACAUAUGGGAACAAAAACGCAUACCAUGGUAUAUAAAACAACUUUUUCCGAUUGGCUUGAGAUCACGAAAGGCCAAACUGGCCGUAAGCGUCAGGCUAACAUUGCUGAACAGGUUAAGAACUACUAUCAGCGCUCUGUCGAUUCCGGGAGCAAGAAAGAAUGGGAGCAGAUCACUCGAGAGGCUGAUUCGAAACGUGACAGAGGUGAAUCCACUGGACCAGCGCCCACUCCUUCUGCUCCAACAAAGCGACGAUAUGAUCCCACGCCUGCACCACUAUCGAGAUCAGCAUCUGCCAUGGAUAUAGAUGAAUUUUCUGCUAGUCAACCUAUCAUUCUCCCUCAAACAUCCCCUCCCCAAUCCACAUUGAGUACCAGGUUCCCUGCCUUGGCUCAAGCAGGACCUGUCCCUCAAUCAAUGAAUCAAACGAUCACUCCUAGUUCCUUACCUUCCAAACGUUCACAUCAUCAAGCUAACCAACAGAGCUUAUCUCAAAUAUCACAGCAACAGCAACAGCAGCAACCGGCGUCAGCACCACCAUCAAUAAUAACCACCUCUCAGUUACAAUCACAACCACAACAAAUGCAAAGCCAACAAGUUAGACAACCGAGGGGUCCGUCCAUGGGGUUCUUCACUACUGAUAACCAACGCUCCACACCACAGUCUACUCUUUCCCAGCAGUCUCAAAAUGCUUCGCCAAUUUCAGAUCCAGCCACUAUUGCCUCUCAACGAUCCGCUCGGGUCGCUGCCGAGGAAGCUUUUCUCGAAAGACAGAAGGCUUUGGAACAAGAGAGAAUACGAAUCUCGCAGGAACAACAACAAGCCACGGACCGGCUUGCUUUACAAGAGCAGGCCGCCCUUCGAGAGCAGGCGAUUCGAGAGCAGGCCCUUCGAGACCAAGCCCUCUUGCGUGAACAGGCUCGUGAGCAGGCUUUGUUGCGGGAGCAGGCCCUAUUGCGAGAGCAGGCUUUGUUGCGAGAGCAGACCGUCCGAGAGCAGCAAGCUUACCAACGACGAGAGCAAAUUAGAGAAAUGGAAACACUUACAGAACAUCAACGACAGCAGCAGCAGCAGCAGCAGCGAAGGGAAAGAGAAUCAAAGCAAGAACAACUCGAGCGAAACUUGAAGAGAAAACAGGAACGUGAUCACGAGCAAAGAGAACAACAAGAUCGAAAAGAAAAGCGAGAACAACGAAAUUUUCAAUUGAAGCAAGAGGAGGCUGAGGUACGGAACUCACAGCAGUAUGAAUAUCCCGCGCACUCUAGCCGUACAGGAUCAAUGGCGCCUUCAAGGGCUGAAGCUCCAUAUGUGGCAGUCUCCACAACGGAUGUUCGAAGGCAAGCUCCACCCUCAGUCCCACACCAACAAUAUCCUGCGCGAAGCCAAGGCGUUCGAAGUUUGCUUAGUGAUGGUAUGGGUGUUCCUCAAAACAUGAUUCAAUCUACAUCUCCAGCUUUCGGCCGACCAGGCAUUAGUACCCCACCUAUCCAAGAGCAGUAUUCAACACCGCCCCCUCAAUCAGCCGCUGUUACCGCCAUCCGCCAACAAGAUACACCAAGGAAGACAUCCAAUAUCAUGUCAUUGUUGAACGAUGAAACCAAUGAACCUACCAGAGCUCCACCGCCCCCAGCACAAUUACAAUCUAAGAGAGGUGGUGGUACCCCAGCAGUUCCUGUGCAAAGUUCUCGAACCCCCCCACCUCCUCAACAUGCUUUGCAGACAUCGCGUUAUUCAUCACAUUCAUCACACCCAUCACAAAGUUUACAACAGCCACAACAGAUGCCUCAGCAGAUGCAACAGAACCAGCAAAUGCAACAGAACCAGCAAAUGCAACAGGUUUCACAUCAGAUACCUCCUCAAACAAAUCCACAGCACGGAUAUUCCCAAUCAUCUUCUCAAUCCAUGCAUCAACAUUCAUCUUCAGUAGGCCGCAGUUACACACCAACACCUUACGAAAGCAGGAGCCAUGCGCCCCCACCCGCUGUCCAGCAUCACCCGAUAUAUUCUCAACCCUCUCGCCAAGCAAUUGCUUCGCAGUCUUCAUCCAUUCGUCGAGAGCCUCUAAACGAAAUGAAUGCUCCUAGUGGGUAUGCACGAAGUCCAAUUACAAAACUCAAUGAAUCACCCUACUCUGCGACCCCCCCUCCUGGCCAACAGAUGACACGUCAGACGAUGUCAUCUCCUCAUGACCUUCCUCAAACGUCUGAUCGUGAUAUUUACAGUCGCCAAUCACAGUUCGCUGUGCCACAGCAGCCAAAUACAGCGGUAGACUUCCACGCAGCACCCCAAGUGGGAGCAGGCCAUCGAUCGAUGGCCUUCGGUCAAAGUGGUCACAGAACUCCACCGGCACGCAGUCAAUGGAUCCAAGCUCAUCAAGUGGGUCAUCAUGUGCACAAUUCAAGGCAAAACAGCUUCGAAGCCCGGAACUAUAAUACUGUUUCGUCUGCAUCAGCUCCGGCACAACAAAAUUAUGCCCAGCAACCUUCUCAUCACAUGCAAUAUCAACAACAUCAACCCCAAGAGCGUUUUGAUCAUCAUUAUGAGCGAGAACAGCGUGAGAGAGAACAGCGAGAGCGAGAGAGGCAAGAUAGGGAUAGGGAACAAUAUUACCGAAGUCGGGAAGACCAACGAGAUCCACGGCGGUAGACAUGUCGACUUGUCAUGUUGGUGACCGGAAUAGUUGUUUCUUUCCCCAGAUGAUCAAGGACUGAUGUGGGUUGGAUGUGGAAAGCUCCAAGAGUAUGACCAGUAUGCAUAUUCUAUGUAUGAAAUUAAAGAUUAAUAACUACUAUCAUGCUGUCUUUAUCGUUUCAAUAGCGAUACUCCGUGUCCUUCGACCCCUCAUCUUUCUCUACAUCCCCUAUUAAAUUUCUUCUACAUGGACACUUGUCUUGCCCUUCAAAAACAGUGGUUUAGGCGAUUACCCAUUAAACUCCCACAAUACGUCUUUUUUGAACUUCAUGAUGGCGAGGAAGGAAAAUGCAAGAUGGUCGAGAAUUUUGGCGUGUGGAAUGUACCUACUGUCAAGCUUCUAGCCGUUGCUACCCAGAAGCAAUUUAAGGGAAAGAUAGCAGUUAGAUGGCAUGGUGCCGUUCAUUUGGGUACGAUGGAUCGAAAAUAGGGAAACUUUAAUAGUAUAAUGAUGAGUCAAGAAUAACUAAGGGCAUAAAGUACCUUAUUAGCACUUUGUAUCUCCUAAUAUUGUCAUCACAUGUGUUGGUCAUUGGGAAGCUUAAGGUCGACCUCAGAUUAGUACCAGAUCUUCUUCUCCAUUACCUCGCUCCUGCUAAGCUUUAUCUUUUUCACAGUAUCUUCACUUAUCUCAUACCCCUUUUUGGUCUCUUGUUUCCUGAUUUUGUGAUAAGAUAUGGUAAGGCUCUUACUUGCAGAAUUCAGAAUGGAUUAAGGAGAGAUUUGCAUGUUCAACUUAA
Messenger RNA from Sclerotinia trifoliorum, 8454 nucleotides. NCBI's taxonomy places the organism in Eukaryota, Fungi, Ascomycota, Leotiomycetes, Helotiales, Sclerotiniaceae. The record is from the annotation of a GenBank genome assembly.